CGAUUUCUUUGUUUCAUCAGCAGUUGAGAAAGAAGACGCAGCUCUAAACGUAAAAAAUAUUAAAGAUUUUAUUAAAUAUUAAGAAAAUUAACAGCACAAAAGUUUAAAUAAAUAUAUAAUAAUUAAAAACAAAUACAAUUUUUGAGUUAUAAAUAUAGAACAAAAGAAAAUAUAUUAAUUUUAAAAGCAAAAAUAUACAAAUUAAAAUAAAGGUGUGAAGUGUUGUUGAAGGAAAAAAAAAUACUAAAAAAAUUUUGUGUGUUUAUUGUUGUUGUUUUUGGUGUGGUGUCGUCUGCUGCUGCUGGUCUCUGCGCGCUGCUGUGAUAUUUUUCGACCAACAAUAGAAAUAAUGGCACAACAGCUUAUUUCGAUAGCUGGGACAAGUCGCGAAACCUUGUACGAAAGAUGCCUUUGGUGUUUUGUCACCAAAUUAAAUUACAAUCAACAAACCUUGAAUAAUGUCCAGCAACUACGUUACCUGCCACCAGGAGUGCUUAUUGAUAUUUAUGUUUUGAUGUCCCAACGAGAUGAUUUGAAAGACAUGCUAUUUGAGCAAAUGGCUGAUUUGGAGAUAUUCGAACGUUUAUUGCGUUUUGAUCCAGCACGUCAGAAACUCUUUUUAUGUCUGGCUACUUUAAUAAGUAGAGGCAAACCUUUAGCAUCACAAUUAAAAGAGACCUAUACAGGACGUUAUAAGCAAACACCCGCCGCCAAUGAUGUUGUCAAAGCACAAACAUCAACUAUGACAACAACAAACAAGACUGCUUCCAAAUUGGCUAAAUUGGCCAAGGCGAAAUUAGCUUUAAAUUGUAAAACCUCAGCAACAGCAAACACAUCAUCAACAACAACUGCGCCUACAACCUCAUCAUCACACAGUAGUACAAGUAGUGUUAGCCCUGCUGAUAAAACACUAGAUGAAACCAUUUUACAAGAAGCCGACACUAUAGGUUUGACGGUUACCAGCGAAGUUGGUUUAGAUGUCAUUGAUUUUGGUCUGCGUUUGGGUUCUUUCUUAUCCGAAGCCGGUUGGUUGUCGGAGAGUAUAGAAAUCUUAACUUGUGUGGCCACCAAACUGAAACGCAUGACUUUAGAUAAGAAAUUAAAAAUUAUUUAUUUAGAUUGUUUACAAAGACUUUUACAUUCAGAGGCAGGUUUAAGUAAUUUUAAAGCUGCUGAACGUACUUUUGAUGUGAUUGUGGAUUUACUUAAACAAAUCGAUACGGAAGAGAUACCCAAACCAUUGCUGGCCAAUACUUAUACCCAAUUCUCAGAAAUGUAUUUUGCACGCAAUGAAUACGAUGACAGUCAUAUGUGGAGUGUCGUUGCCAUGCGUAAUUUGGAAGAAACUACACCAGAGAGAAUUGCCAUUGAUGUAUUGCGUCAGGCAGCUAAAGCUUGUGUGGUUAAAAGAGAUUAUCAGCGCGCAAAUAUGUUAAUUUGUCAGGCUAAGUCGAGGGCAAAGUAAGCUUUCGGUUCUCCCCCUCCCCUCUGCCGCACCCCUGCUCGCCUCUUCUUCUUCCUUCUCACCCGUCCCUCCCCCUCCUCCUCGAUGUUCCUGUCUACUCCUCUCGUCGAUCUCCCCGUUUUCUUCGGUUCUCGUAACUUCCAUGUUGCCAUAGCACAUGAAGAUCUUUCAUACGCCUACUAUGUGCAUGAAUACAGUACCGGUAAUUUUACUUGUGCUCGAGAUCAUGUUGAAAAAGCUGUCGACAUACUCAAACAUCUAGUGCCAGAAGAUCAUUUAAAAUUAGCCUCCGCCAAAAGAGUUAAAGCUUUACUGCUAGAGGAAAUAGCUCUGGAUAAAAUGGCCGAGGGUGUGGAUGAUGAAGGGCUGCUUAAACAAUCAGAAGAUUUGCAUAAAUUUGCUUUGCAAUUAUCGUUGGAGGUAUUUGGCGAAGUGAAUGUACAGACAGCAAAAUUAUAUGGUAAUUUGGGAAGAUUAUAUCAGACAAUGAAUCGUUUUGAGGAGGCAGAACGUAUGCAUCAAAAAGCUAUUAAAAUUAAAACCGAUCUUUUGGGUCCUUUUGAUUAUGAGGUCGGUCUGUCCAUAGGCCAUCUGGCCUCACUGUACAAUUAUCAAAUGAAAAAGUAUCGUGAGGCUGAAGAGCUGUAUUUGCGCAGUAUAGAAAUAAGUUUACGUUUAUUUGGUCGUUCGUAUUCUGGUUUGGAAUACGAUUAUUUAGGACUGUGUCAUGUUUAUGAGGUUUUGCGGGAAUAUGAAAAAUAUUUGAAAUAUGCUAAUAUGUUGGAUAAUUGGCAAAUUUUGCGUGGACAAAAUUUAACUAUGGACAAAACCAUUUAUCCCGCUAUUAAAGAAGAUAGUACCCUGGAGGACAUCAAAUAUCAAUUUUUUACCAUGUGCACACACAACUUAACCGCUUGCAAUUAAUUGUAAAAACCUUAACAACUGUUAAUUAUUUGGUAAUCUCUUGGUAACGACAGAAAAGUAAAGAUAAAGAAAAACAAAAAUAUACACUUUUAAAAAUUGUUAAAGAGAGGUAACAAACCAUCAUUGUGUUUACUUAAAAAAAAAGAAAACAAUUUUAGGAACUUUUACAAAAUUAAAACAAAUUUAGUAAGUAAGUAAUAAAAAAAACUAACAAUUUUCUCUAUAAAAAACCUUAAAACUAAUCUCUUAAAGAAAAAUCUUAACUAAAACAUGUUUUCUGCUUUUCAAUUAAAAAUUUUUGCCUUUUUCGUUUUUUUUUUUACAAAAUUCUACACUAGAAAAAGUAUUAAAAUAAAUUGUGUUAAAAACAAAACUAAAACAGCUGAAGGUGUAGGACUUUGAUGGUGUUCAUUUAUUAUUAUUAUUUUAUAUAAUUACGUUAAAUUAUCAUAUUUUAUUUUUUAACAAUUUAAAAUUACUUUUUAGUUUUUUGUUUUCUUCUUCAAAAUGACUUAAAUAAUGUUUAAUAAUUAAAUGCACAAUUAUUGUUUUAACAAGAAAGGGAAAGAAUAAAAUCAUGUUUAUAAAGUCAGAAUAUCCAUUGAUUUAACUCUGUCAAUCUCAAAAGUCUUAACGUGCAAAUAUGAAAAUUUCUUUUAUUUUGAAAAUGUGUAUUAAAUAAUUGUGGUCUUCUUAUUAUCAUUAAACAUACAAAACAAAUAUACAUUUAUUUUUAAUUGUUUUUUUUAGUAUACUUUAUAUAAAAUGUAAAUAGUUAAACAAAAAAUAAACUUUUUAUUAUUUCAUUA
Molecule: messenger RNA, 3198 nt
Organism: Lucilia sericata (common green bottle fly)
Lineage: Eukaryota; Metazoa; Arthropoda; Insecta; Diptera; Calliphoridae
Gene: Pat1
Product: amyloid protein-binding protein 2
Exons: 8
Biological process (GO): intracellular protein transport
Molecular function (GO): protein binding
Source: RefSeq, a predicted model, not a curated record